Messenger RNA from Chelonoidis abingdonii (Abingdon island giant tortoise), 2631 nucleotides. Lineage: Eukaryota; Metazoa; Chordata; Testudines; Testudinidae. The record is from RefSeq and is a predicted model, not a curated record.
UCCCCGCGGAGGGACAGGGCGCGGGCUGUUGCAGGAUAAAAAUAGGAAUACAAUCAAAAAUGGAAAAUAUACAAGUACAGAACACACAAUGUGAGAUGAAGACAGAUCUGAAUUUACUGCUUGAAUGUCUUAAAUACCAAAUGGACAGCCCUGCUUCUCAAAAAGAGGCCUUGAUCACUAUUUAUUCAAUCUGCCAACAAAACAGUGAUGCAAGUGAUUAUUUCCGAGAGAUUGGUGGUUUGAUGUUUGUAAGUGACCUUGCAAAGUCAAGUGUGCACUGCAUAGUAAAGGAAGCAGCCUUAUUUACAUUAGCGGUUGUAAUGGAGAGUAAUGUUUACUGUCAACAAACUUUGUGUACAUCUGAAUUGUUUGAAGACCUCAUUUUCCUCUUAACUAAUAAGAAUUCUAGUGUGAAUUUGAAAAGAAUGUCUGUUUAUGUUAUAUUAGUACUGGUUUCAAAUAACAAGAGUGGGCAAACUCACAUCAGAGAAACAGGCUGCAUUGGUGUUCUGCUACAAUUAUUCAGAACAACUCUUUCAAUAUCUGAGGUGAAUUUGUCAGAUGAAAAUGUUAAUCAGUAUUAUCAGCUGUGGUCUUCAGUCUGCAGUACUCUGUGUGCAUGUGUUAAUAAUCCUCAAAAUGAAGACAAUCAAAACACUUGCUGUUCAGUUUUUCCACAUGCAAAAGACUGGCUCCAAAGUUGCAUAAAGCCUGAGAUAGUUCGUCCUAUUUGUUCAUUUGUUGGACUUACAGUUGCUAAUAAUUCAUAUGUACAGGAAUACUUUGUUUCUGUUGGUGGAUUAGACGUAUUAGCUGAAAUACUUAUCAAGCUGGUCCGUGAUUCAUCUAGAAGUUAUUCAAGCGCAAAACUUGCAGUAGUGGUAACAAAGACUCUAGAUGCUUGCAUUGCUGAUAACUCUGCUGUUGGUGAUGUCCUGGUAAAGUAUCACAUUGUAUCUAAGCUACUGAGGUUGCUGACUUCUGACAGUCUGGAUUCAGGAGAAAAAAUUAGUAUUAUUCUUACAAUUGGGCAUUGCACAGAAGGUUGUGAAGAAAAUCAGUAUGAUCUGCUUAAGAACAAUGGCCUUCCAUUUAUGAUUCAGUUAUUAACAGAGUCUCAAGAUGAAGAAGUAAACAAAGCUGCAACUUUUGUGCUGCAAAAUUGCAAGCAAAUUAAACAGUUGAAAAUGGAUCUACAGAUUAAAGAGAGGAAUCUAGAGGACUACUGGAAGAAAGUAAAAGAAAUUUUACACAGAAUAGAACUUCUUGAAAAAGAGCAUGAUGAGGAAACAGUAAGAAGACAAAUAUUUGUUGAUAUACCUCAGGAAGCAGUUAUGCAAACGACAUCAAAAUACCAUAAAAUGAAUGCCAGUGACAAAAAAGUAAACACUGAAAGAACACAUACAAAAAUGCAGUGUUCACAGCUAAAUUGUAAGUCUGAUGAUUUGGUUGGUACUACAUCUGCAAAUAAUCAGUCAUCGAAAAAUGGAAUAUUAAAGACCGUGAAUCUAGUAGAUGCUUCUACCAGAGAGAGUGAGCAAAAUGUUACUCUGCAUUCAGCUGAUAAACCACACGCAGGUAGUGUACAAAAAAGUCAUACUACAAAUGAACGAACUGCUUGUGAGAAGAAACAGUCGAUUCCUCAAGCAAGUGAACACUUGUUUAAACAGCCAUCACUGACUGUUCAAAAUCUGAAACAGGCACAAGUAACAGGAUGUAUAACAGUAGGACUGCCUUUCAAUAGCAGAAAUUUUAGCAAGAUCUUGCAUACUUGUCCACAUCAGUGUGAUCGUCACAAAGUCAUUCUGGAAGCUGAAGAGAGAUAUAAAAGGGGACUAAGAAAAUCGGUUAUCUGUAAUAACAGUAGUUCUGAGGCUUUUAAGAAAAUACUGUUGACCCCAGCUAAGAAAGGAAGACUGAAUACAGAGUCGUCAACCUUCAAGAGCAGAAAAAAUCUUGAGGAAAACUUCCAAAGUAUUCGUUUGACUCCUAUGAAGAAAACCCAAAGUAGUAUUUCAAAUAUAGAUGACAACUUCAACAAAAAUAUUAAUUUCCAAGAAAAAUAUAACUUAAUACCUACAUACACAAAAACUCUCCAAACAAACCAAGACACACACUUGAGGAAACAAACAGUCAAAGAGAGACACUACACAGAAUAUAAAGGCUUGAAUGAGAAAAAUAAAUAUUCAUUUGAUGAAGAUGAGAGCACUGAAAGUCUUUCAUUGGACACACAUGCAAGAGCUUUAAAAAAGAGUAAACGAAGAAUCCGGAAAGAUUUUACAACAGAAGAAGUAAACUAUCUUUUGAGUGGUGUAAGGAAAAUGGGCUAUCACUGGAAUUCAAUUUUGUGGUCCUACCCAUUUCAGAAAGGACGGACAAACGUUGAUCUUGCUAAAAAAUACCACAAGUUACAGACACAUACAAAUGAAAAUAAGGAAGAUCUGUAACAUCUUUCUAAAGUAUUUUUAUAUUCUGCUAAAGAAUUUGGAAGUUUAAAGGACAGAAUUAUAAUGUAAAUGAGUUAGGUAUUGUUAAUAUGCACUCUACAUAUUUCACUCAUGUUUUAUUGUAAUUUGUAUAGGGCUAAGCUCUGAUGUAGACUUAAGUGAAACGUAUUUUGAUAGGUAUUUU